UCCAGCUUGUUCUGGGUGAUCCGACCUGAAUUCAGCCAUAUUCCCACUGACCAGCCACACCGGCAGCUGCCUCUAACUGACCCAAAAACCGCCUGUAAUCCCCCGGCGCGUUGGCUCUCGGUGCUGACGGACAUUUUGAGCCCAGCAGAGCAGGUACCGAUGCUCCCAGACCCGUUCCCGGGCUGAUACACCGAGUAACGGUUAUGGAGCAGCGGCGGCCAAGCUGAGUCGACGCUGUUCCCGACGUCCCGAUUUCUGAGAGGAAAGUCCAGAUUUACCGGAUUAAAGCUCAUGCGGAGGACGGACAGACUCGGGCCUGCAGGCUGUUCGGCUCACGAAGCAACACUGCGACGGUAACCGGUGGAGACGCAGCGACAGACCGUUAAGCGGAGGCUCAAAAUGUCGGGAAUGUUUUCCCGGAGCUAACGGGCUAGCUGCUGCUAGCAGACUCGGCAGGAAGCGGAGCCCCGGCGGCAGCGCACACUCGGAGGGAGCGGCAGGUUGCGGUGGGAGAAUUAGCCGGACAGCGAACGCCAGUCCUUGGUCAGUAUGUCGGCUCAGGAGCGCCUGAAGCGGCUGGAGGAGCUGCUGCUGGAGCAGAAGGCGGCGGGUUGCCUCAGCAUGGAGGCGCUGCUCGACCUGCUACUCUGCCUCUACAUAGAGUGCUCCAACUCCCCGCUGAAGAGGGAGAAGCACAUCACCGACUUCCUGGAGUGGGUGAAACCCUUCACCACCACAGUGAAAGACAUGCGGCUGCACAGAGACGACUUCGAGAUGCUGAAGGUGAUUGGCCGAGGAGCCUUUGGAGAGGUUGCCGUGGUGAAGAUGAAGAACACUGAAAGGGUGUAUGCGAUGAAGAUCCUCAAUAAGUGGGAGAUGCUAAAGAGAGCUGAAACGGCGUGUUUCCGUGAGGAGCGUGACGUUCUGGUCAAAGGAGACAGUCAGUGGAUCACCACUCUGCAUUACGCCUUCCAGGACGAGAACUUCCUGUACCUUGUGAUGGAUUACUACGUGGGCGGAGACCUGCUGACGCUGCUCAGUAAGUUUGAGGAUCGUCUUCCUGAGGACAUGGCAAAGUUCUACGUGGCGGAGAUGGUUCUGGCGAUCCACUCCAUCCACCAGCAGCACUACAUCCACAGAGACAUCAAGCCCGACAACGUCCUGCUGGACGUCAAUGGUCACAUCCGGCUCGCAGACUUCGGUUCAUGUCUCCGCAUGAUGGAGGACGGCACGGUGCAGUCCUCAGUGGCGGUGGGGACUCCAGACUACAUCUCCCCAGAGAUCCUGCAGGCGAUGGAGGACGGGAUGGGCCGCUAUGGGCCCGAGUGCGACUGGUGGUCUCUGGGAGUCUGCAUGUACGAGAUGCUGUACGGAGAGACGCCGUUCUAUGCUGAGUCGCUGGUGGAGACUUAUGGAAAGAUCAUGAAUCACGAGGAGCGGUUCCAGUUCCCCUCCCAUGUGAGCGACGUGUCUGAAGACGCCAAGGAUCUGAUCCAGCGCCUGCUGUGUUCCAGAGAACGACGGCUCGGACUCAACGGGAUCUCAGACUUCAAGAGCCACGCGUUCUUCAGCGGGAUAAACUGGGACAACAUCCGGUCUGCGGAGGCCCCCUACAUCCCUGACGUGUCAUCACCCACUGACACCUCCAACUUUGAUGUGGAUGACGAUGUCUUGAAGAACCCGGACAUCAGCCCUCCGGUGUCUCACACCGGCUUCACCGGGCAGCAUCUUCCCUUCGUCGGCUUCACGUUCACCACCGACAGCUGCUUCUCCGACCGCAGCUCCAUCAGCCAGGCAGCGCCGGGGGUCCGGCAGGAGGAGGGGGGAGGCGGAGGGCAGGAAGUGGAGGCUUUCGAGAGGAGGAUCCGACGGCUGGAGCAGGAGAAACAGGAGCUGAACCGGAAACUGCAGGAGUCCACUCAGGCCUUGGCAGCUCCGGCUCGAGGAGGAACUCUGACUCGGGACAAAGAAAUCAAGAAGCUGAACGAGGAGAUCGAGCGUCUGAAGAAGAAAUUGGCAGACUCUGAUAGGCUGGAGCACCAGCUGGAGGAGGCGGUUACGCUCAGACAGGACUACGAGAGCUCCGCCUCCAAACUUAAAACCCUGGAGAAACAGGUGAAGACGCUGAGACAGGAAAAGGAUGAAGUCCACAAGCAACUGGCCGACUCUCUGGACCGCCUGAGAAGUCAGACCAAAGAGCUGAAGGAAGCCCACUCUCAGAGGAAGCUGGCCCUGCAGGAGUUCUCGGAACUGUCGGAGAGGAUGGCCGAACUCCGCUCCUCCAAGCAGCGGCUGUCCCGUCAGCUCCGAGACAAAGAGGAGGAGAUGGAUGCACUCCUGCAGAAGAUGGACGCCAUGAGGCAGGAAAUCCGCAAAACAGAGAAGAACCGCAAGGAGCUGGAGGCUCAGUUGGACGAGGCCAAGGCGGAGGCGUCGAAGGAGAGGAAGCUGAGGGAGAACAGCGAGGUUUACUCCAAGCAGCUGGAGACGGAGCUGCAGAGCCUGAAGUCUCAGCAGGGUCGAGGAGCAGCAGCUGGGGGGGCGGAGUCACAGCAGGAGCUGUCCCGUUUGAAGGCGGAGCUUGAUAAGAAGGUUCUGUUCUAUGAAGAGGAGCUGCUGAGGCGGGACAUGACCCACUCCAACGAGCUCAAGACCCUCCGCAAAGACCUGCAGGAGUCUGAGGGGGCUCAGCUCACCUCCAACAAGGAGCUGCUGCAGCUCAGAGACAAGCUGGAAAAGGCUAAAAGGGACAGGCAGUCCGAGAUGGAUGAGGCUGUUUCUGCUCUGAAGGAGAAACAUGAACGAGAGAAGAACCUGCUGACAGAAGAGAACCGCAAACUGACGGCAGAGACAGACAAGCUGUGUUCGUUUGUGGACAACCUGACUGCUCAGAACCGGCAGCUGGAGGACGAGCUCCAGGACCUGUCAUCUAAAAAGGAGAGCGUGGCCCACUGGGAGGCUCAGAUAGCGGAGAUCAUCCAGUGGGUCAGCGACGAGAAGGACGCUCGAGGCUACCUGCAGGCUCUGGCCACCAAGAUGACGGAGGAACUGGAGACACUGCGCAGUUCCAGUCUGGGAACCAGACCUCUGCCUGAGUCAGGAGUGGCCACGCCCCCUAGGAAGCCCUGGCCUCCUAUUGGUGGGGACAGAAGGGACCCGCUGUGGAAGGUGCGUCGCAGCCAGAAACUGGACAUGUCGGCCCGUCUGGAGCUCCAGUCGGCUCUGGAUGCUGAGAUCAGAGCCAAACAGCUCGUUCAGGAGGAGCUGCGCAAAGUCAAGGCUUCCAACAUCAACUUGGAGAGUAAGCUGAAGGACUCUGAAGAGAAGAGCAGGGAGAUGGUGGAGCAGAUGGAGAAUCUCAGGAAGGAGGUGGAGGAGAGCCGCUCCCGCUCUGACAAAGGUCUAAAGCUUCCAGACUUCCAGGACUCCAUCUUUGAAUACUUUAACACGUCUCCUCUGGCUCCAGACCUCACCUUCAGAGCGUCAGUUUGCUCCACCUCCUCACUGCUCGCCCUUUGGGAAGAAACUGCAGACAUUGACUCCGCCCCUCUGAAAUCUGAGACCAUGACCCCUUCACCUUCCUCUACCUUUGAACAUGAGGAUGGGAAAGCAGCAUCUGUCCCUGAAAGCCCCUCCCCCACCUUCCAGAGCUCAGCGGUGACCACACCAAAGCCCAAAGCCCACCAGCUGAGCAUCAAGACGUUCUCUACUCCGACCCAGUGCACCCACUGCACCUCCCUGAUGGUAGGCCUCAGCCGGCAAGGCUACGCCUGUGAAGUGUGCUCCUUCAUCUGUCACGUGACCUGCAAAGACCACGCCCCCCUGGUCUGUCCAAUCCCAGCAGAGCAGGCCAAGAGGCCACAAGGCAUCGAUGUGCAGAGGGGCAUCGGAACCGCCUACAAAGGUUACGUCAGGGUCCCAAAACCCAGCGGCGUGAAGAAAGGCUGGCAGCGAGCGUUCGCUGUGGUUUCUGACUGCAAACUGUUCCUCUAUGACAUCCCAGAGGGGAAGUCCACCCAGCCGGGUGUUGUGGCCAGUCUGGUUCUGGAUCUCAGAGACGAGGAUUUGACCGUCAGCUCCGUGUUGGCAUCAGAUGUGAUCCACGCCACUAGGAAGGAUGUCCCCUGCAUCUUCAGGGUGACGUCCUCACAGCUGAUCUCGCAGCUGUCCUCCGUGUCCCUGCUGGUCCUGGCAGAGAGUGAGGCAGAGAAGAAGAAGUGGGUCCGUAUCCUGGAAGGUCUGCAGAGCAUCCUGACCAAGAACCAGCUGAAGAGCCAGCAGGUCCACGUUCUGCACGAGGCCUACGACGCCUCGCUGCCCAUCAUCAAGACCACGCUCUCCGCUGCUGUGCUCGAUCGGGAGAGGAUCGCCCUGGGAACAGAAGACGGGCUGUUUGUGGUCGAGGUCACCAGAGAUGUGAUUGUUCGGGCCGCCGACAGUAAGAAGGUUUGUCAGAUUGAUCUGAUCCCGAAGGAGAAGAUCGUCGCUCUUCUCUGUGGUCGUAACCGCCAUGUGCACCUUCACCCCUGGGGAGUUCUGGAGGGCGCAGAGUCCUCAUUCGACAUCAAGCUGGCGGAAACUAAAGGGUGCCAGGCUCUUACCACAGGUGUGCUCCGACCUGGAGGCCCCGCCUGCCUGCUGGCUGCCGUCAAACGUCAGGUUCAGUGCUACGAGAUUACCCGAGCAAAGCCUCUCCAUAAGAAAUUGUGGGAGGUGCAGGCGCCUGGGGUCGUGCAGUGGUUGGGGAUGCUCCGGGAUCGACUGUGUGUAGGGUAUCCAUCUGGGUUCGCCCUGCUGGCCCUGCAGGGGGAGUCUUCCCCCAUCAGCUUGGUGAACCCAUCGGACCCAUCCCUGGCCUUCUUGGCUCAGCAGCCUCUGGAUGCCCUGCACGCCCUGGAGGUCGGGUCUAAUGAGCUGCUGCUCUGCUUCAGUCAGCUCGGCAUCUACGUGGACGGACAGGGCCGCCGGUCCCGGACGCAGGAGCUGAUGUGGCCCGCCACGCCGCUCGCAUGCUGCUCUAACUCCUCCCACCUGACGGUCUACAGUGACUAUGGGGUGGACGUUUUUGAUAUUCACACCACAGAGUGGGUCCAGACCAUCUCCCUGUGCAAGAUUAGACCUCUGAAUGUUGAAGGGACACUAAACCUGCUGAGCUCAGAACCUCCUCGUCUGAUUUACUUCCGCAACACCUCAUCAGAGGGCGACCUCACCAUCCCAGAGACAUCGGAGCACAGCCGGAAGUUGAUGGUCCGAACUCGCAGCAAAAGGAAGUUCCUGUUCAAGGUUCCUGAAGAGGAAAGACUGCAGCAGAGGAGGGAGAUGCUGAGGGAUCCUGAGCUCAGGUCCAAGAUGAUUUCUAACCCGACCAACUUCAACCAUGUGGCCCACAUGGGACCAGGAGAUGGCAUGCAGGUCCUGAUGGACCUCCCUCUGGUUGGUGACCUCACCUCCCUCUCACCCUCCCCGUCUCCCUCUCCCUCCUCUUCCUCCUCCCGUCACACCCUCAUCUCUCCCCCUUCCAACUUUGAGCACGUCUAUCACAUGACGUCGGCGUCGGCCGGCGCCUUCUUGCAGAAAGAGGCCUCCUCUUCCUCCUCCUCCCAGCAGAGUCUCCUGCAGCCUUCCUCCUCCUCUUCCUCCUCUCCCUCCAUCUCCUCUCUGGGAAGGAGUGUGAUGCCUUCCUCUCAGGAGGACUCUGCUAAAGAUAAGCCGCGCCCACUGUCCAGUAUAUCCCGGCAACAGAGGAGCAAGUCUCACAUCACUCGCACAGCUUCAGAUUUUGGGGGAGGGGCCUCAACCCGGAGCACCUGUGACGUGGACCAGGACCUGGACAGAGAGCCGGAUUCGGACUCCACCAAACACUCGACCCCCUCGAACAGCUCCAACCCAAGCAGCCCCCCCAGCCCCAACUCUCCCCACCGCAGCCAGCUUACCCUGGAUGGUCUGGACUAUGAGCCCUGAGGCCCUGCGCCCACAUGGCUGAGGACGGCUGAAUGAACCAAUCAAGCUGCAGACUGAAAGUUUAGCUUUUAAUUUGAAGAUUUUAUUGUGACGGGGUGUCUUGAGUUUCCUGCUGCUUAUAUUUUGUUGGAUUUUACCUGCUGGGAAGCCCCGCCCCCUUUUUAAAAUCCCUUCUGACACCGUUGUGUGAGGAUCUAUACCUGGAUGCGCCAUGGGACCAGUCACUUCCUGUUCUUCUGUAUUAAAUAACUUCCUGUUGAGUUGUAGCAUGUGUUAGCUGCUGAGCUAACUGUGGCUAAUUCCUGACAGAUGGGAGGUCUCACUCAAGAAAAAACACUGUAUUAAUUAAUUUUAAAGUUUUGUUAAAGUUGCACAUCAUCAUCAUCAUCAUCAUGGUUGUUGUAGAAGAAAAAUUAUUGUUAAUUUUGUCAGUGAUAAUCUUUCCUUUUGCCCCUCCCCCCUCAGCCUGACCUGCCAUCUGCUUUGGUGGGGCAGGUGAGUGGUUUCACACCUGAACACUACUGCUUUUUGUUUCUUCCAGAAUCACCAGUUAAAGAAUCUUUGUAAUGAUAAAAUAUUAGCAGCCAAAAACCACAAUAAACCAAGCUAAAGAGAA
Messenger RNA from Melanotaenia boesemani (Boeseman's rainbowfish), 6577 nucleotides. RefSeq names its product CDC42 binding protein kinase beta (DMPK-like) (gene cdc42bpb). The record is from RefSeq and is a predicted model, not a curated record. Gene Ontology annotation, biological process: peptidyl-threonine phosphorylation; actomyosin structure organization. Gene Ontology annotation, cellular component: cytoskeleton; cytoplasm. Gene Ontology annotation, molecular function: protein serine/threonine kinase activity; ATP binding. The coding region runs from base 550 to 5961 and encodes 1803 amino acids. Lineage: Eukaryota; Metazoa; Chordata; Actinopteri; Atheriniformes; Melanotaeniidae. The transcript is spliced from 40 exons.